AAUUUAACACUUGUUGGAUAGAAGAAUUGUAGAACAAUCCCAAGGACAAGGCACGGUUGAUCCGAAGCGGGGAGGGGCCAUGGUUUCGCUUCAUCCACUAGUGUGUCCUUUGUCGGUUUCCUCUUCAUCCUCUGGUUUUCUUAGCGGCUCUCUUUGUUUUCGCCGCUUCCUCUCCGUAAGUUCUGCCCGGAAACAAAGAAGCAGCUUCAAACCGGAGCACUCUUCUUUCUUCUGCAAUGCUUCGUGGCAAGAGCUUGCGGGAGUUUUACUUUUCUCAGCGGUUCCUUUUACUGUCGUGAAAGCUAUAGCUAAUAGUCCGCUAGGAGAGUCGCUUCAGAGGAAAAUGGAGGAGAGAAAGAAAUUUGCUGUAGAAAACUCGUCUAAAUUCAAGGCCGCAGCCGAGGAGGCCAGAAAGCAUAGCUUUUGGUAUGGAGAAGAUCGGCCUCGUUGGCUUGGUCCUAUUUCAUAUGACUACCCAUCAUAUCUUACUGGGGAACUGCCUGGGGAUUAUGGCUUUAACAUUGCUGGGAUUGGCAAGGAUCCUGUGGCACUGCAGAAAUACUUCAACUUUGAGAUAUUGCAUGCUCGGUGGGCUAUGCUUGCAUCAGUUGGUGCUCUGCUUCCUGAAAUAUUAGACCUAUUGGGAGCCUUUCACUUUGUAGAACCUGUUUGGUGGCGUGUUGGUUAUUCAAAGCUCAAGGGAGAUACUCUAGAUUACCUUGGCAUCGAAGGUCUUCACUUUGCUGGAAGUCAAGGUGUGGUCGUGAUUGCUAUUUGCCAAGCACUACUUAUGGUUGGACCAGAAUAUGCUAGAUAUUGUGGGACUGCGGCGUUGGAGCCUUUAGGAAUAUAUCUGCCUGGUGAUAUAAAUUAUCCUGGAGGUGUUUUGUUUGAUCCCUUGAAUCUGUCCAAAGAUCCUGAAGCUUUUGAAGAGCUGAAGGUGAAAGAAAUAAAGAAUGGACGCUUAGCAAUGGUUGCCUGGUUAGGCUUUUAUGUGCAAGCAGCUAUGACGGGUAAAGGUCCGGUACAGAACCUUAUUGAUCACGUCUCUGAUCCUUUCCACGACAACUUGCUGAACUCCCUCAACCUCGUGAAAGUAUUCAUGUAAUACUAUAGGAAUUUACGGGUAUUCGGUUGCUCUUUUACAAAUUUUGCUGAGGGAAUUCAGGUCAGAAUGGUAUAGCUAUGGACCCUUCACAGCCAAUAGUCAAAUCUGAAUAUAAAAGAAACUAUUUUUAUUUUUUUGCCUGAUACUAUCUAGUUUUGGACAAAAUACUUAUGACAUAUAUCGGAUUCGGAUGCGUGCUACUUAACUUACGUGAGUGAUGAGUAGGAUUCAGUUAGGGUUAGGGUGGCACUUGCUUAAUGGUUUU
This is a messenger RNA of Abrus precatorius (Indian licorice), 1373 nucleotides long. Its product is annotated as chlorophyll a-b binding protein 7, chloroplastic. The record is from RefSeq and is a predicted model, not a curated record. Gene Ontology annotation, cellular component: membrane. Bases 80 to 1108 code for a protein of 342 amino acids. The transcript is spliced from 6 exons. Gene Ontology annotation, biological process: response to light stimulus; photosynthesis, light harvesting in photosystem I. NCBI's taxonomy places the organism in Eukaryota, Viridiplantae, Streptophyta, Magnoliopsida, Fabales, Fabaceae.